AUGGUCUUCUACUUCAAAGCUCGAUCCGAAGUUGGCGAUUACACCAUUUUCAUGGGGCUCGACAAGUUCGAGAACGAGGAGCUCAUCAAAUAUGGCUUCCCCGAAGACAUUUGGUUCCAUGUGGAUAAAAUGUCUUCUGCCCAUGUUUAUGUUAGACUGCACAAAGGACAGACCAUUGAUGGUAUAAGUGAAGGUUUACUGGAGGAUUGCGCACAGCUUGUCAAAGCAAAUUCCAUCCAGGUGAACAAUGUCGAUGUUGUUUACACUCCCUGGUCCAAUUUGAAGAAAACUGCCUCCAUGGAUGUUGGUCAAGUUGGUUUCUACAAUUCAAAGAUGGUUCGAACUGUGAGAGUGGAGAAGCGGAUUAAUGAGGUAGUUAAUAGAUUGAACAGGACAAAAGUGGAAAGGAAGCCUGAUUUAAAAGCUGAGCGAGAAGCGGUCAAUGCAGCAGAAAGAGCUGAGAGAAAGCAGCUGCUGAGGGACAAGGUAAGUUCCUCCUCCUCCCUUGGCCAAUAUGAGAAACGACGUGAGGAGAUGGAAAGGCUUGAGAAGGAGAGACAAGCAGAGCUAAGGAGUUACAAAGGCUUGAUGGUUUCUGAAAAUAUGACAUCUAACAAACAAAUUGCAUCGGCAAACAAGUCAUUGCAGGAACUGGAAGAGGACUUCAUGUAA
Prunus armeniaca (apricot) is the source of this 672-nucleotide messenger RNA. The record is from the annotation of a GenBank genome assembly. Lineage: Eukaryota; Viridiplantae; Streptophyta; Magnoliopsida; Rosales; Rosaceae.